This is a messenger RNA of Lagopus leucura (white-tailed ptarmigan), 9960 nucleotides long. RefSeq names its product coiled-coil domain containing 88A (gene CCDC88A). Gene Ontology annotation, molecular function: dynein light intermediate chain binding; microtubule binding. The transcript has 35 exons. Gene Ontology annotation, cellular component: centrosome; cytoplasm. Lineage: Eukaryota; Metazoa; Chordata; Aves; Galliformes; Phasianidae. Gene Ontology annotation, biological process: cytoskeleton-dependent intracellular transport; cytoplasmic microtubule organization. The record is from RefSeq and is a predicted model, not a curated record. The coding region runs from base 287 to 6091 and encodes 1934 amino acids.
AAUCUCGGGAGCCGGGCAGGCUCCCCGUGUUCUUCCCUUCCCGCCUCCCGCCUCUCCGGCAUGUAGCGGGAGGACGGCGGUAGAGGGGCCGCGAUUCGCACGGGCGGCCUUUCGGACGCGGUGCCGUUGGAAGGAGGAAGGUUAAUCGUGGCCGCCGGCGCCGCGCUGAGGAAAUGGGGCUGGCUGCUCACAGCUGAGUCCGUCCGCUGCCGGGAGCUGCCGCGGCGUGGGCUUCAACCGUUCUGGCAUCAGGGAGGCACGCCGAUGCCGGCCUGUCGCGUGUAAAAUGGAUAACGAAGUCUUCACCCCCGUUUUGAAGAAGUUCACGCGCAGCCCUCUCGUCACAUGGAUUCGGACGUUUGGACCCUUAGCAGAAGAGAAUGGCAACAGCCUGGAGGAAUACCUGACGCUGGUGGAUGGCGUAUUUCUCAACGAAGUCAUGCUGCAGAUCAAUCCGAAGUCCACUAAUCGGAAUGUAAACAAGAGAGUCAACAAUGAUGAAUCAUUAAGGAUUCAGAACUUGUCUAUUUUGGUGAAGAAAAUCAAAUAUUUCUACCAGGAAUGUUUGCAGCAGCUGAUCAUGAUGGCUUUGCCAAAUGUCUUAAUAAUCGGCAGAAAUCCUCUCUCAGAGCCAAGUACUAAUGAAAUACAUAAAAUACUCCUGCUUAUGCUUGGUUGUGCUGUUCAGUGUCAGAAAAAGGAAGAAUUCAUUGAAAGAAUCCAACAUCUGGAUUUUGACACAAAAGCAGCUGUUGCAGCCCAUAUUCAAGAGGUAACUCAGAACCAGGAGAACGUGUUUGAUCUGCAGUGGACGGAUGUCAUUGUAUUUACACAAGACUCUGUUGAACCUCUUCUGAGAAAUAUGGCAUCACAUUUGAGAAGACUUGUAGAUGAAAGAGAUGAGCACUUAGAGACUAUCAUAGAACUCUCAGAAGAACGGGACUCUCUCCAAUUGCAACCUCAGACAUUAGUAGCACAAUCACCUUGUGGAUCUCCUUGCUUGAAAGACACUGAAAGCAAACAGCACCUGACAGUUGAGCUAGCAGAUGCCAAAGCAAAGAUAAGAAGGCUUAGGCAAGAGAUUGAGGAAAAGAAUGAGCAAUUUCUUGACUAUAAACAAGAAUUUGAAGAGGUGGAAAGUGAGUUAAGGAAGCUUCAGCAAGAGAAUAAGAAUUUACUCUCAGAUGCCCGUGCUGCCAGAGCUUAUAGAGAUGAAUUGGAUAUUCUUCGUGAGAAGGCAAUUCGAGUUGACAAGCUCGAAAGUGAAGUCGGCCGGUACAAAGAGAGGCUGCGUGAUAUGGAAUUCUACAAAGCUAGAAUGGAGGAGUUAAUGGAAGACAACCAAGUGAUGCUAGAAACAAAGAGAAUGUUUGAGGAUCAAAUCAAGACAUUGCAGCUCCGUUCUGAUAAAUUACACGUGGUAGAAAAAGAGAAUCUCCAAUUAAAAGCUAAACUACAUGAAAUGGAGUUGGAGCGUGAUAUGGACAGAAGGAAGAUUGAGGAACUUAUGGAGGAAAACAUGGCUCUAGAAAUGGCUCAGAAACGAAGUAUGGAUGAAUCACUACAUCUUGGCUGGGAACUUGAGCAGAUAAGCAGGUUUACUGAUCAUUCUGAAGUGUCACAUAAGUCACUUGGUCUUGAGGUAACUGAACAGACAUCAAGCAGGUUACUGAAAUUGGAAAAGGAAAACCAAGCCUUACUGAAAACAGUGGAAGAACUACGGAGCACAGUGGAUGAUUCUGUAGGAGGCAAUAGUUCAAGGAUUCUGAAAAUGGAACAAGAAAACCAAAGACUGAACAAAAAGAUUGAGGGACUGGAGAAGGAAAUUAUCCAAGAGAAACAGUGUCUUCAGAUCAAUCAAAACUUGACUAAGGAUUUGAUGAAAGAAAAAGUACAACUUGAAAAGAAAUUUGAGACACUUCGAGGAAACUUAGAACAACAAAUUAAACUCCUAGAACAAGAAAACGAAUGUUCAAAUCAAACCAUAGCUUCCUUAAGACAGCGCUCACAAAUCAGUGCUGAAGCACAAAUGAAAGAAAUUGAAAAUGAAAACAAAAUUCUUCACGAGUCCAUUAAGGAAAACAGCGGUAAAUUAAAUAAACUUGAAUUUGAAAUAAAACAAGUCCAGAAAGAAGUGAAACACUACAAAGAGAAAGCAGAGAGAGCAGAAGAACUUGAGAAUGAGAUGCAUCGUCUGGAGAAGGAAAAUGAAGCUCUGCAGAAAAGAAUUGCUAACUUAAAUAUCACUUGUGAGAAGAUAGAGGCCUUAGAGAAAGAGAACUCGGACCUGGACAUGGAAAACAGAAAGCUGAAAAAAGCUUUGGAUAGUGUGAAAAACCUCUCGUUUCAGCUGGAGUCCUUAGAAAAGGAAAACUCUCAACUUGAUGAAGAAAACUUAGAGUUGAGAAGAAGGAUUGAAUCUUCAAAGUGUGCGAGCAUUAAAAUGGCACAGUUAGAAUUAGAAAAUAAGGAGCUGGAGAACGAAAAGGAGCAGCUUAAAAAAAGCCUUGAACUCAUGAAAGCAUCGUUUAAGAAAAAUGAACGCUUGGAAGUCAGCUACCAAGGUCUAGACACAGAAAACCAAAGGCUACAGAAAGCCCUUGAGAACAGCAAUAAGAAAAUUCAGCAAUUAGAAAGUGAAUUACAAGAUUUAGAGUCCGAAAAUCAAACUCUGCAGAAGAACUUAGAAGAGUUGGUUAUUUCUAGUAAGCGCCUGGAACAACUGGAAAAAGAGAAUAAGUUGUUAGAACAGGAGACUUCUCAACUGGAAAAAGAUAAGAAACAGCUAGAAAAAGAAAACAAAAGACUUCGACAACAAGCAGAAAUUAAAGACAGUACUUUAGAAGAAAACAAUGCCAAAAUUAACCAUCUGGAAAAGGAAAAUAAGUCUCUGUUUAAGCAAAUAGCUGUCUACAAGGAGUCAUGUGUCCGCCUGAAAGAGCUAGAAAUGGAAAAUAAAGAGCUUGUGAAGAGAGCUAGCAUUGAUAAGAAAACCCUUGUCACUUUACGAGAGGACUUGGUGAAUGAAAAACUGAAGACCCAACAAAUGAAUAACGAUCUAGAAAAACUUUCCCAUGAACUUGAAAAAAUAGGCUUGAACAAGGAGCGUCUCCUGUGUGAUGAGCAGAGCAGUGAUGACAGGUACAAACUUUUGGAGUCAAAAUUGGAAUCCACUCUUAAGAAAUCUCUUGAAAUAAAAGAAGAGAAAAUUGCUGCUUUGGAGGCUCGUUUGGAAGAAUCAACAAAUUUAAACCAGCAACUCCGUCAGGAACUUAAAACAGUGAAAAAGAACUAUGAAGCUCUCAAACAAAGACAAGAAGAGGAAAGAAUGGUUCAGAAUCCUCCUCCAAGAAAGGGAGAAGAAAAUCAGUCUGUCAAUAAGUGGGAGAAAGAAAACCAGGAAACAACUAGAGAAUUACUGAAAGUUAAAGAUAGAUUAAUUGAAGUGGAAAGGAAUAAUGCUACACUUCAAGCGGAGAAGCAAGCACUGAAAACACAAUUAAAGCAGCUUGAGACACAGAAUAACAAUCUGCAGGCUCAGAUUCUUGCACUUCAGAGACAGACUGUUUCUCUGCAGGAGCAGAAUACAACUCUACAGACUCAAAAUGCCAAACUUCAGGUUGAAAAUUCUACCCUUAAUUCUCAAAGUACAUCUCUAAUGAAUCAGAAUGCACAACUGUUGAUUCAACAGUCUGCUUUAGAAAAUGAGAAGGAAGGUGUGCUCAAAGAGCUGGAAGAUCUGAAGUCACUGUACGAUUCACUUCUCAAAGACCACGAAAAACUGGAGCACCUACAUGAACGCCAAGCUUCUGAGUAUGAGUCACUGAUUGCUAAACAUGGAAGUCUUAAAUCUGCACACAAAAAUCUGGAGGUGGAGCAUAAGGACUUGGAAGAUAGGUACAAUCAGUUGCUUACACAGAAAGCGCAGCUGGAAGAAUUGGAGAAAGUGCUCAAAACAGAGCAGGAGAAAAUUCUGCAGCAAAAUGAAGAACAUGAGACUGUGGCAGCAGAGUAUAAGAAACUUCGUGAUGAAAAUGAAAGCACAAGAAUGCCAGACAAAGUGCUGUGCAGUGUGGAUGUGGACUGUAGAGAGAGCAACCCACCGCUUGCUCAUACACACGAUCAACUCUUGAAAGAGAAUGAAGUUCUGCAAACUGAUCAUAAGAAUUUGAAGACUUUACUGAACAGUUCCAAGCUGGGACAAACACAAUUAGAAGCUGACUUCUCUAAACUCCGAGAGGAGUACCAACUGCUGGAUAUUAAAUGUACAAAAAUAACUAACCAAUGUGAGCUGCUUAGCCAGCUUAAAGGAAAUAUGGAGGAGGAAAACAAACAUCUACUAGAUCAAAUUCAGACAUUAAUGCUACAGAAUAGAACAUUACUUGAGCAGAAUAUGGAAAGCAAGGAUCUCUUCCAUGUAGAGCAAAGGCAGUACAUUGACAAGCUAAAUGAAUUAAGGCGACAGAAGGAGAAACUGGAGGAGAAGAUAAUGGAUCAAUAUAAAUUUUAUGAGCCAUCUCCACCCAGAAGAAGGGGCAACUGGAUUACACUGAAGAUGAGGAAACUGAUGAAAUCCAAGAAGGAUGUUAAUCGAGAACGUCAGAAGUCUGCAACCCCUACACCUACCCGUUCAGAAUCCAGUGAAGGAUUUCUUCAGCUGCCCCACCAGGACAGUCAGGAUAGCUCCUCAGUGGGCUCAAACUCUAUUGAAGAUGGACAAGUCCUGGGAACCAAGAAGAGUACUAUGGUUGCACUGAAAAGACUGCCCUUUUUGAGGAACAGACCGAAGGAAAAAGACAAAAUGAAGGCCUUCUAUCGUCGCUCCAUGUCCAUGAAUGACCUGGUGCAGUCCAUGGUCCUAGCAGGAGGACAGUGGACAGGUAGUUCUGAGCAUCUGGAGGGUCCUGAUGAUAUAUCUGCGGGUAAAAGGAGGAAAGAAUUGGGAGCUAUGGCCUUCUCUACUACAGCUAUCAACUUUGCAACUGUCAACUCUUCUGCAGGCUUCAGAUCCAAGCAGUUGCUAAAUAAUAAAGAUGCUGUGUCGUUUGAAGAUGUAAGUCCACAAGGUAUUAGUGAUGAUUCUAGUACAGGAUCAAGAGUUCAUGGAGUACAGGACAUUAACUGUGCAGAUGCUCUUGCUCCUCCUGUUCGUGGCAUUUCAGCAAUGUGCAAGGUUCCCUGUCAGAUCUGUUCUUCCAGACCAGCCAGCCUUGAUAGUGGCAGAACAUCCACUAGUAAUAGCAAUAACAAUGCUUCACUCCAUGAAGUCAAAGCAGGUGUGGUUAACAAUCAAAGCAGACCUCAGAGUCACAGCAGCGGAGAAUUCAGCAUGCUACAUGAACACGAUGCUUGGUCAAGCAGCAGCAGCAGCCCUAUUCAGUAUUUGAAAGGUCAUACAAGGUCUAGUCCUGUGCUUCAGCAAAGAACACCUGAGACACUGGAUCGUGGUGGAAGAUGGAUCAAAACUGAUUCUCCUGGAAGUGAGGUUGUUACCCUGCAGCAGUUCUUAGAAGAAAGCAACAAAAGUACCUCAAGUGAGAUGAAAUCUGGGAGUGAAGAGAAUCUUUUAGAUGAAGUAAUGAGAAGUUUAUCAGAGUCAUCUGAGCUGACAGGGAAGGAAAAGCUAAGAAAGGCAUCUGCUGGUUGUGGAAUUGUGAGGUCACUGAGCGUAAAAAAUCCAGUUGAUUUCUCAGAUGGACGAUCCAUUAAACCAGAGCAACUCGUAAGGCCCAGCCUUCGUAAAACAGAAGAUGCCUAUUUCACUAGCUCCCCAAUAAAAUCUACAUCGGGCACUCAAGGGAAGGCCAAAUCAGUGAAAGAAAAGAUGCAAACAGCUGCAUCACAGCGACAAUCAAGGGAUUGCAAUCCUUAUGCUACCUUACCUCGUGCGAGCAGUGUGAUUUCUACAGCAGAAGGAACUACUCGAAGGACAAGCAUUCAUGACUUUUUGUCUAAGGACGUUAGGCAGCCUGUUUCUAGUGAUCCAGCAACAUCCACCGCUGACAGAAGUGCUCCAGCAACAUCUAAUGUGGAAGCUAUCCCAGAAAGCAGAAAUUCAAAAUGCAGGUCUAGGGAGCAACAAAGCUCCUAAAUCUAUUACCCACUACAUGAGAUGUGGGCCAAGUGAGAGAAAAGUGUCCUUCAGUGUCUCAAUAUGAAGCCUUUAUUUCUGAAGUAAACAAGACAGCAACUGUAGGAAUCAUUAAUAAAUAUUAAGGGAAUUUUUUACGUUCUUCGUGACUAGAGCAGGCAAGAAAUAAAAACCUACCUACCUUCCUUCCUUCCUUGAAUCAAGGAGCUCUACUGGAGUCUGCUGCCGAAAACUUGUAGAUGGUCUUAGGAAUUAUUGCACAUUGCACUGUUAAGAUCUACUGAAUAAAGGACAGUUCUCAUCUCCCUAAGGACCAAGAAUUUUAAGGUCUCAAGAAUUACUCCAGGAAAAAAAAAAAAAGCAAACAACUUCUUUCAGCUUCUGUUUAUGAAAUUAGCCACUGAUUUGCUUAAGCUUCUGCUAAUACUUAGCCAAAAAAGCCCAACCCAUAACUUGCAGUUUAUAUUUACUUCUGUAAAUUUAAAAUAAAUGCUGUAGUAUUUUGUUGAAAGCGACUGUAUAUACAGACACAAAGACCUCUCAGCUUACUGGCACUUCCCUGCCUUAUCAGUUAGCAUAAUCUGCAUGGAAUGGCUCUUAUAAAGUUUAUGCUGAUUUCUUUUUGUUGCAUACUGCGGGAAACAAUUGUUUACAUACAUGAAAACAUUUGAUCACUAACAAAUGUGGGGGCUCAUGGGAUAAUCGUAUGAUAUAGGAAAUGUUUGUGUUCUUCACAUUCCCGAGUUGUUCUGCAUAUCUGUGUUCAGAUGUUUUUGACAGGAAAUUGUCAGGUAUGAUUUCUCUGUAACUUUUAUUUCAGCGUAAGGCUGUGUUCAACAAAUGGCACUUCCAGGAGAGGGUUGUCCUGCCAUGUUUGUGUACUGACUGAUUUCUUCUUUCAUUGUUUGUCUUCUGACAUGAGUUGAUUGCAGCUUAGGUGGUUUCUUGAUGGCAAAAAAGAAAAAACAAAAAAAAGGGAAAUAACGUGUGUGCAUUUCACAAUCAAUUCCCCUUAAGGUUAUCUUGUAUUACUAAGAUACAUUUUGUUGGUUAUUGACUUACAUUAAAGUCAACACGUGUAAUUGGUACAUUCAGUGGUUGUCUCGGAAGCAUUUGCAGUGAGCUCAAAGGAAGUGUACCUGAACUUAGAAGCAGAUUUAACAUUACUGUAAUCCUUUUUUAUUUCUAAACAGUAGGCACAUUCAUGUUUCUGUUCUCAAGGGUUAAAUUAGCUGUGUAACCUCAUGCCUGAUCUUCCAGUGCAGCUCUCUGUUCAUGUAAAGUAAGCAGGGCUCAGUCCUGGAGCUGCAGUGCUUGUAGAAGGAUCACACUGCUGCUCAGACUGCCGUACGGCCGCUGCAGCUCCUUUCACUUCCUCUUUUUUCUUGAGGCGUACAGGUUGUGCCAUGUAUGAAGUCUCAAGCUUUCAGGGACAAUGGGAACAGAAUCAUUUUCCACCUGAGAGGGAACGCAGUUCCACGGAUUUAAAACGUACUGGCAAGUUGUUUCUUAUUUUACAGAAACUUUGUCAAAAAGGAAAAGAGAAAAAGAAAGUUCAGGAAGUUUAGAGUUGGAAAUUUGCUCCUUUUAUUUUCCUGAAAGUGACUUCCUUCUGAAAUUCUUCUUUAUGAUGGAGUGUGUUACAAGAUCUCCAUCAGAGUCUGGCAACAUAAAUGCCUUGUUCAGCCUGAGUGUUUUUCCACAGAGAACUUACAGGUUUUUUUUUCCACUUGAGUGAAACUAGGAUGAACUUUGCAGCUCUACACCUUAGAGGAGUUUGAUUUUUUCCUCUGAUGAUGUUUCUGGUGUUUAAAUUCAUUAGCUGAAUUUCAGCAUGAACUCAUACAAGUGUCUCAUUCUGGUCCCCUUCUUCUCAGUGCCAAGAUUUCCAUUGCUGCCUGCAGAGUGGUGUCAUUGUUCAGUGAUUCCAGGAGUGACCUGAAGCCCAGAGCGUUCCUGACAUCCAGUUCCACAACAUUUUUUGCAGGCAGUCUGAGGUCAGUUGCAUGUGGAAUAACUUCCUGUGCUGUAAUUGAUAGCACAGUCUUUUAGGGAAGGAUUCGGGGCGCUCCAGGCUGCAGCGACAGCUUCCAGGUGUCACAGGCCGUACUGCAGGUACUGCUGUGUCCCUGUGUGCAGUCAGAGCUCAGGUAUUACCGAGGUUCUUCCUCAAUACAAAGUGAGCCAGAGAGGAGACCCCUGGUGUGCUCUCAGAGAAAAUUAUUAAGCAAUAAAAACUUGAUGUCAGGCCAGCUUUCUCUGCCAUUCCUGUGCUGCAGUAGAGGCAUAGCCAUAGGGACCGAAGGAAAACUUGCCUUACAGAGUUUCUUAGCCAUAGCUGUUAGGAAAGAUAAUUGAAAUAAGUAAAUACUAGGAAACUAAUUCUCCAUUUUGCUACUCUCAGGUUUGUUUCAGGGCCUGAGUGUUGGUGCGUUCUCCCAGUACCUCUCCUUGACAGCAGAGGACUGAUGCGCUUGAAGCUUUUAAACCUAACCAAUUCAUAGUGUCACUAUUUCUAGAACUCAGUGUGUCUUCAAUUAACCCAUGGUGCCAAGCAUUGCUUGUACUGCAGCAUCUGUGCAGCUGUGUGUGCUCUGGCGUGCCGCAUACUCGAAGACCUGGGAAUAUUGCCAUGGCUGACGUGUGGCACACAGCCAGGCACGUGCAGCCUUUUGCCUUCACUACACGUGGCUGUGUCAUUCCUGCAUGGGCGCUCCCCUGACUUCUCAUUUUUGGGCUCUUUUCUGUAUUCAUUAAGUUGUCCAGAAUUUCCCAUCAUGGCCGGGGUGCUUAGUCACAAAUGUGAGAGUUACCACAUAGCAUGUAUGGAAGGUGAAAAGCCUUUGUCCAAAAACCUCGGUGAAUUUUCCUUGUUUGGGAGCAUUGGUGGGGAUGUGGCAGCUGAAUUCAUCCCACUAGUGCCGGUCAGGGCUGUGUGCCAAAGUGCUGGCUGGUGGCCCUGCACCAUUCUUGGCAGGCUUGGAGCUGCUGGGCCAGCAUCAGGACAGAGACCACAGGGGGAUUUGGUUUGUAUUCACCAAGAUACACCAAAGCAGCACACACCAGGAAUACAUUUUCAUUGAGAUCAGAUCCUAAUACUCCCAGUGCUUACUGUGUGGAGACAUUUCAGAGCAGAAGAGCAGUCAGGAAGCGCUCUGUACUCUGAUGCCUUUCCUUUCCAGACUGGUAUAACACCUCUGUAAGGCACCUCAUCUUUCCAUACGACUAAAAACCAAACUAUCGAUGUAAUUCGGGGGCCACCUCCCCUUCUCUGAAACACAGCCUCCCAGGGCGCAGCACAGCGGCUGUGGGGCAGCCCACAAGAAGAGCACAUCACUGUUAGCAGCAAGAGUUGAGUUGCCAAAUGUGUCACUGUGAGUUCAAGCUUACAGAGUUUGUUUUCAUACCGUACAGUGUAGAAUUUCCAUUUGCUUUGCUGAUAGUCUGCUGUUAUUUAGCAACAUUCCCAACUUUGUCCAAGACAUGGUGCAGCCUCACCAGAGCUCACGGAUGAUUCUUAGAGGUAGAUGAUAACGUAUAUGUAAAUAAUGCUUUGAUAUUAAUAAAACUGCCUUAAAGGAAUGUACCUAGGUGUGAAACAAAACUUAAAAAGCUCUUAUUUAAAACUGUAAUUUCCUUUACAUAUUGAUUUUUUUUUUAAUGUUUGCCAUUGUAUACAUUUAUUAAUGAUGUUAUUAAAAUACCGAACCAAAUAAUUUUUAUCCUUAUUUUGUGUAUAUAUAUUGAUACACACAUGUUCUGGAAACUGAUGUUACUGGAAGGAUAUUGGUGUUCAGUGGUGGUUGUGCUCGGUUGGUGCUGUGUUCAGUAUUUCUUCUGAAAGGAAACCUAUAAAACUGUAGCAGAAA